Molecule: messenger RNA, 2481 nt
Organism: Acanthoscelides obtectus
Lineage: Eukaryota; Metazoa; Arthropoda; Insecta; Coleoptera; Chrysomelidae
Source: the annotation of a GenBank genome assembly
AUUUUAACUUAGCACUUAGUUGUAAGUCUUGCCUAAAGGUCAUGAGGUUUCAGUUAUCUAUGUUUGGCUCUGAUGUGGUGUAAAAUCUGCUUCAGAGAUGGCAUUACUGGAGGUCUAAGCUGUAAGUUGUAUGUCUUUAAGAUAAUUUCAUUGGAUUUUUGUCUCAAAUACAUUUACUUGAGAUUCAAAGUUAGAAAUUAGUUGCUCAUCUACUUUUUCUUAUCCAUUCUGGAAAUUACAUAUGCAAAUUUGCUGGAUUUCAAAAAUGAGAGAGAUAAGAAAUAAUUAUAUUCACUCUACACAGUAGAAUUACAAGUCAUAUACAUGCUGUCAGUAAUUACACACAAUGCCCGACGAUGAUUUCCCGUAAUUCUCUUCAAAGUUUUUGAAAACAACAAAAAACGUGAAAAAUCGUCAUUGAUAACUUUGAACAUAACCUGUCUUCCGAAAGGACAACAUGCCCGUCGGGCACAGCUAAUAGAUAUACUUCAUUGGCAGCAUAUUUAGUAAUGAUUUUUUCACACAGCAAAUAUCACUGAUUUUAUACACACUUAGACCAAUACACACAAUCAUCCAGAUGCGAUCUUGCUAUUCAACCAAAUAACCAACUUUCUUUUCAGAGACUCGGAGAUGAAAACUAUAGACCCCCGGCCACACAAAACAUAUGCCAUUCUUCCAUAGAUGGACGCUCACAACGAUCCUAGUUGAAAUGAAUCGUUUAACGCCAGAUAUGCAUUCACUUUUGAAUGAAGAUAUUGUCAAGGAAUUGAAUAAAAGAAACAUAUAUACUGUAUUAGAUCUGAUAAGAGCUAUUAAAGCAGACCGACGGGUUGUCGAAAAAAUUUCAAAUCUUCAUCUGAGGGAAAUUGUAGACCUCAAUAAAUGCUUACUGAAGAAUUUCGGCCCUUGCCCGAAAAAUGCAUUUGAGAAGUAUCAAACAAUCAUUCAUCAGUCAGCCAUACUACAAACUGGCAUAGUAUGUAUGGACAAACUAAUCGAUGGCGGUCUAUUUACCGGCUACAUAUACGAGAUGUGCGGUCUACCAUCUACAGGAAAAACGUUUUUCUGUUUAUCACUAGCGAAACACGUGCUCACAACUACAAAAGACCAAGUUUAUUAUAUUGAUACGAAACAUGAUUUUUCCGCAAUUGCUUUCAGAAGAAUGUUGACUGAUCAUAAGGAUCAAGCAGCAGAAAUUCUGUCAAGACUUCUGGUUGCGAGGGUACAUACCAGAACUGAAUUCCUAAAUACACUGCUCAGCAUACGGAAACAGCUGAGAGAGAAUCAAACCUGUAAACUACUGAUAAUUGAUUCUCUUCCAGCAUUGUACUUUUUAAGCAGCAACCACUCAGAGAACAAUAGUUUUCUGAACUAUACUGGAAAUGUCUUAAAUUACUUAGUCAAUGAAUGCAACAUUGUCGUCCUAGCGACAAAUCUAGUGACCCUGUGGAACGAUGGAGAUUUCAAAAACGUAGAUACAAUGAAGGAAAGGAUUUCGUGCGGUGGAUAUUGGUCAAACAUUCCAAAUGUUAGACUGAAACUGAAAAAAAUAGAUGACACUUGUGUUGUCAAUCUUACAAAAGCUCUAAAGGUUAUGCCUUUCAUUUGUGAAUGUCAAAUGAGAUUUACACCACAAGGUUUUGUAUAGCAAUGUCCACUUUCACUAAGCGGUGUGCCAGUUUUGGGUUGAAAGCACACAUUUAGGAUUAAAUGAAGCAUAUUUGACCAGAAGAUACUCCUACAAGUCCUAGUCUACCAUUUUUUUUUUCAAGAAAAUAUUGCUGCAUGUUCAUGUAAAAAUUACUUUCCUAGAUCUGAAUCGUGAGACAAACCCCCCCCCUCCAGACAUAUCCAACCCCUUCAAUUGUCACAGGUGCACUUGCUCUCAGAACCGCUGCUUGAGUGCUAAGCAUAUGGGCUUCAACAUUCUUCGAUUUUUCAUCGUCACUACUCUCCUCCGAAAUAAGCAUCACCCAGAAAAAUUCCUAAAUCCGUCCUUUUGGGCGCAAGGUUAUGGAUUUUCCUUUUAGGGCAUUCAGAACGUCUAAUAUGAAAUCUUAAGAAUAUAUACGUAUAAUAUCGAGGUUGAGAGCAUGCUCUUUCGUUGGAAUGAAAAUGGUAUGUUUUUCUUCUAAUGAAAUUACUGCGAUUCUACUUGGCAAUAUGGCUGUGAUGAUAAUUAUAGGUGAAGCUCCAACUGCAGCAUAUCCUUGUGCAUCUUCUUUGAGAAUAAUGCUGAAACAUACCUCAAAAGGCUUGGAAGAUUAACAGAAGACAGGUUAUUAAACAUUCCUUUUUAAAAUCUGAAAAUUUAUUCCUGAAUCACUAUCAAUAUAUACAAACAGUUGUAUAUAUAACAUGUCACACUUAUUCAGAUAAAUAUAAAUAGAUAUAACAGAGAAUUCUUAAAAUUUGUACUUUUGUUAACUGUGAAACAUUUGUGUACUUUAUAAAUUGUAAUAUAAAUGAUUUUGAUUGUAA